GCAUCUGUGUACUCCUGAAAUAGGAGAUGCCUGAACUAUGAAAUAUUUUCGUUUGUAGUUGAUCAUUUUUGUGUUCAUUUUAUCCCUUCAUUCGCGUGAAGGGUGUCCCCCCUCCCCCCCCCCUACAUGCCGAGGUUGGCACGGUCGGUUGCGAGGCCUCUGCAGUAGGGAGUGUUUUUAGAGGAAGACCACGAAAGUUGAUACUCGUUAACGGGGAAAUGUUUUAAGUUUGAUGUCAUUUUACUACAACUUUGCACGCGAAGACCGAGGAGAGGCAUUGAAAUCGAUUUCGAGACGUGGUUUGUUCAGUGAAAGCGGGGGUCCAGGUACCGGAGCUUAUGAUGCCUACGUUGCGGGACAGUACUAUGUCCCACCCAGGAGAGAAUCCUAACCAAGUGCGGGUGAAAGCCUAUUAUAAGGGAGACAUCAUGAUCACUCAUUUUGAGCCAUCCAUCUCUUACGAAGGGCUGUACAGUGAAGUCAGGGACAUGUGCAGCUUUGACAAUGAUCAGCUCUUCACCAUGAAAUGGAUUGAUGAAGAAGGUGACCCCUGCACAGUGUCAUCUCAGCUGGAGUUGGAAGAAGCUUUACGUCUUUAUGAAUUAAACAAGGACUCUGAGUUGAUCAUUCAUGUGUUUCCAUCUGUUCCUGAAAAGCCUGGUAUGCCCUGUGCAGGAGAAGACAAAUCCAUAUACCGCAGGGGAGCGCGGCGCUGGAGGAAACUGUACUGUGCGAAUGGACACACCUUCCAAGCCAAGAGAUUCAACAGGCGAGCAAAUUGUGCUAUUUGUACCGAUCGGAUCUGGGGACUGGGUCGGCAGGGGUGCAAGUGCCUGAACUGCAAGCUGCUAGUCCACAAGAAGUGUCACAAGCUGGUCACCGUUGAGUGUGGGAGACAGGUGAUACAGGAGCCUGUGGUGCCUAUUGGUCCAGCAUCUACAACACUGGAUCGUUUGGAGCCAGUUAUUCCAUACAAAGCAUCAAGUCAUGAAAAUCUGAAUCAUGUUGGGGAGGAAAAAGAGGCCAUGAACAGCAGAGAGAGUGGAAAGGCUCCUACCAGUUUAGGGCUGGCGGACUUCGAUUUGAUCCGUGUCAUUGGGCGAGGUAGCUACGCCAAGGUGCUGCUGGUUCGGCUGAAGAAGACGGAGCGUAUCUAUGCAAUGAAAGUGGUGAAAAAGGAGCUUGUGAACGACGACGAGGAUAUUGACUGGGUUCAGACAGAGAAACACGUGUUUGAGCAAGCGUCAAACCACCCCUUUCUUGUGGGGCUGCACUCAUGUUUCCAAACAGAGAGCAGGCUCUUCUUUGUGAUUGAGUAUGUGAAUGGAGGAGACCUCAUGUUUCACAUGCAGCGACAGAGAAAACUUCCUGAAGAGCACGCCAGGUUUUACUCUGCAGAAAUCAGCUUGGCUUUAAACUACCUUCAUGAGCGAGGCAUCAUAUACAGGGACCUCAAACUGGACAAUGUGUUACUGGAAUCAGAAGGACACAUUAAACUGACAGAUUAUGGCAUGUGUAAGGAAGGGUUGCGUCCUGGAGACACAACUAGCACAUUCUGCGGCACUCCUAAUUAUAUCGCCCCCGAGAUCCUGCGAGGAGAGGAUUAUGGGUUCAGUGUGGACUGGUGGGCCUUGGGGGUCCUCAUGUUUGAGAUGAUGGCAGGAAGAUCACCAUUCGACAUCGUUGGCAGCUCAGACAAUCCCGAUCAGAACACAGAGGACUACCUCUUCCAAGUAAUAUUGGAAAAACAAAUAAGAAUCCCAAGAUCCCUGUCUGUCAAAGCCGCUAGCGUCCUGAAGGGAUUCCUAAACAAGGACCCUAAAGAACGCCUGGGCUGCCACCCUCAGACGGGCUUUGCUGAUAUCAUGGGUCAUCCUUUCUUCCGAAACGUGGACUGGGAUCUUAUGGAGCAGAAACAAGUGGUCCCACCCUUCAAACCCAACAUUUCUGGGGAGUAUGGACUGGAUAACUUUGAUGCGCAGUUUACCAAUGAGCCUAUUCAACUUACGCCAGAUGACGAUGAUGCUGUGAAAAAGAUCGACCAGUCAGAAUUUGAGGGCUUUGAAUACAUCAACCCUCUUUUGAUGUCAGCCGAGGAGUGUGUCUGAAUGGAAGACAGUAUUCCUUAAGUCAUUGCUGUUGCCUUUUAAAACUCUGCAUGGUUAAACAUCGUACCGUUUGGAAGCUGUCAUUCUUUUAAAUGCGUCUUAAAGGUUGUCACAAGCUGCUACUGGCAAGCUGAUCUCAUACUCAGCCAUUUAUAACCACUACACCUUAAGUGUAUUAUUUUUUAUCAUGUAACCUAUAUGCACUGACACCCUGACUCAUUAAUAUAGACAAAGCAUCUUAUAACAAACAUCUCGGCAACCAAUGAGAAUUUGUACCUAUAUGCCCAAGCUAUAGAAUUAAGGAAAAUGUAAUGAACUAGGAGAUGUCUCUUCUAUAAUGUCUGUGUUUAAUACAGGGUUCACUCUGCCCAAAUUGUACGUCACAAAAACAGUUGUAGAAGUUUGGUAGUUCAGAGGAAUGGACUCUUACUGAAUUUUCACUUGAAAUGUAUAUCAGACAUAAGGAAGGAACUGGAAACAUGCACGUUAAAGGUAGCUAGCUGUAAUGUUUAGACACACCAGUUUUCAUUGGCACCCAGCUCUAACCCAUACAAAAUUUUGACUAAAAGCAAAAACACUACAGUGAGCCCAAAUGGCAUGCCUUUUUUUUGUGGUAGAAUCGGUCGUUUUAGUUAAGAUGGACUGUGUUGUGGAGACGGGGGAUAACAAAAUCCGCCACAUUGAAUGAAGGUACCUUCUAGUCAUGUAACUAUUCACAUACGUGUCGGCAAACUGUGAAAGCUGCGAGUGACAGCUGACUCUGGAUUAGAAUGAUAUUGCAGAUUUACAGAACAUCUGCAUCCAUAUGGGACCAAAAAUAUUUUUUGACAUUACAAAAUUAAAUUACUCGUUACUUCGCACUAGUCUGGCUGCUUUGUCAAGUAGAAAAUUGUACAGCCCCAAGGGAAAGACUUCAAUUUCAAAGCCUCGUUUUUAUCGCAUUUUUAAAGUAAUUAUUACCUUUCGGAUGCCAAUAGACUUUUUCACUAUAUGUAUUAUUUUUCUAUUAUUACUUGGCAAUAAGACAAUUACUGUAAGGAAGGGGCUAAUAUUUUUUCUUUUUUUCUGUAAGCUGAAGGUGGAAUUUGUUUUUUGUCUCUUUCCUCUGGUUCUGAAGAACCAGCCUUUCAUCUGACUAGUAAGAUAAGUUAUCGGAAUCAACUUAAGAGGGUUCCCAAAUCCUGCUAGAUGACAAGAAUAUCACACACAUCUUAUUAGUAGGAGUUUGUAGGGAGCAAGUUUAAACAAACAGCCUCCAGUCUUCCUUUGACUGCAGGAGAACCUGUCUUUCCCUAUGAGUUUCAGAGCAACAUGUCUGAAACAAUUGGUUCAGUAUACAUAAAUAAACAAAAGAAAGGUGAACCUGCGUUUAUUUUUUUUCUUAUCAGAUGUACAUCCUCGGACACAAUGUAAAAUCAAACUGGAGCUAUAUCAGUGUAUUACUGUUUAGAAGCUUAAUGUCAAAAUUACAUGGUUACAUAACUGUUACAGAAAAAGGUCUUCAUCUCUAUCUUUUUGUGUCCUUUUGGUUCCAUUUCUGUGAUAAAGGUACUUCAGCCACAGAAGCAGGUCCCUUCUGCAGGAACCUUUAAAGUAUUUAAAAGCCCAAACUACCGCACAUCUUUAAACACUCAAGUGCUGUUGUUCUCACCACUGUUGUCUUGUGUAUGAUGAAUAGGACCUAUCAAGGAAAAGAGGAAGUGUGUAUGAUUGCUCGAGACCACUGGACUGCAAGGACCACUCUUAUAGUGUGAAAAGCAUUAGCCAGUGAAUUCUUAUUAAUAAUUUAAAGUGAUGUUUAUAAAAAAAACAAUAGGCUAUAGGAAGGCUGUUUCUCUUUUGUGUGUCUUUCCAGGGAACUGUUAUUGAACAUUUUUUGUAAUCUUUAUUUCUCCUUUUACAUGAUCAAAUGUUAGGGACACAGUGGCAGGAGAAAUAAAACGUAAGGUAUUUUUUCUACACUUUUUCUAUUGAGUUUUUUUUGUUAUUGUUUACAAGCUGUUACAUAUUCUAUAACACUACAUUGUUUAAAUGACUUUAUUUAGUAUUUUGUAUGGGUUGAAGAGUUUGAUAAACUUUUUGCAGAGAAAAUAGAGUGGAAUUCGUAAUAUCAAGUGACAGAUCUGUAUUAAUCGUGACAUGUGGAGACCACUUUAACGCUGAAGAAAUGAAGAUGGGAGGUUAAAGAGUGCCCAAAUAAAAUACUGUGUUCGUUUACGGUUUUAAAGACUGUACUGCUUAAGAUAAUUUUAUUUUUUCAGUUUUUUACCUUCACACAGAUCUUUUACCGUUUGCUGUACUGUAGCCUUCACAAAAACUAUGGGAUUUUUUUUGGCAGCUGUCUUUGUUUUCUGAUACCAGUAAAAUUAUAGGACGUGGUCCUGUUUUAGCAAGUGAUACAGACGUAGCUGGAAAGCGACAGUCUGGAGCUGUUCCUCUGAACUGAGGAAACCGAAUCUGAGGCCCAGCAGCUGCAUGUCUCCUGUCUUUGUGGAAGGAGGCAGCAGUCGCUCAGUAGUUUGGAAAGAGAGGUGAAAAAGAAGCUAAUGAUCACCAUAAAGAAAAGGAAAAAAAAAAGAGUACUUGAAGCAAUAUAGUCUUCAGCAUGUGGAAACCCAAAGUUGGAGAGUAAGGUGAAAUACCGCAAUGAUAUGCUGUAAUUAAACAAUAUUAAUUAAAUGAAAAAGUACAUUAUACAAAAGCAAUGUAUCUGUUUUUUUUUUAUCAAAGUGAAAAUGAAUAACAGAUAUUUGUAUGUCCUCCAGGAAACUGGUAGAAAGACAGGUAAUGGGGAAAGUGGGCAUCUCCGUAGAAACCAAAACCGCAAUGGCCAUGGCUUAUGAUGAUCUGAGUAAUAAAUUAAUGCAUCAAUAUGUUUUUGUAUGUCUGUAAAUUAGGCUGUGGAAAUGGUGCUGUACAAUAUCAUCAAUGCCAAAUACAUUUUUUUUGCUUCCUUAAAA
Molecule: messenger RNA, 5068 nt
Organism: Lepisosteus oculatus (spotted gar)
Lineage: Eukaryota; Metazoa; Chordata; Actinopteri; Semionotiformes; Lepisosteidae
Gene: prkci
Product: protein kinase C, iota
Biological process (GO): protein phosphorylation
Cellular component (GO): nucleus; cytoplasm
Molecular function (GO): ATP binding; protein binding; diacylglycerol-dependent serine/threonine kinase activity
Source: RefSeq, a predicted model, not a curated record